This is a messenger RNA of Suncus etruscus (white-toothed pygmy shrew), 323 nucleotides long. RefSeq names its product cytochrome c oxidase subunit 7C, mitochondrial. Lineage: Eukaryota; Metazoa; Chordata; Mammalia; Eulipotyphla; Soricidae. Gene Ontology annotation, biological process: mitochondrial electron transport, cytochrome c to oxygen. The transcript has 2 exons. Bases 122 to 313 code for a protein of 63 amino acids. The record is from RefSeq and is a predicted model, not a curated record.
UUCCUUGCGUUUCCGGUGCCCCGAGGAACAAGGUCGUGAGCAAAGGAGGCCUCGAGGUGCUGUCGCCAUUCCACUCUCCCUGGGUCUCUGCAUCUGUUUUGCAGAGCUCCGUAAUCGAGCAAUGUUGGGACAGAGUGUUCGGAGGUUCACGACCUCCGUGGUCCGGAGGAGCCACUAUGAGGAGGGCCCGGGGAAGAAUUUGCCUUUUUCAGUGGAAAACAAGUGGCGGUUAUUAGCGAUGAUGACGGUGUACUUCGGAUCUGGAUUUGCAGCACCUUUCUUUAUAGUAAGACACCAGCUGCUUAAGAAAUAAGCACUUGCUG